Messenger RNA from Amblyraja radiata (thorny skate), 13038 nucleotides. RefSeq names its product fibrocystin-L. The record is from RefSeq and is a predicted model, not a curated record. The coding region runs from base 1 to 12699 and encodes 4232 amino acids. NCBI's taxonomy places the organism in Eukaryota, Metazoa, Chordata, Chondrichthyes, Rajiformes, Rajidae. The transcript is spliced from 79 exons.
AUGCGCGACGUCGCACGCAAAUCACACGUCAUCACGCGUCAUUAUGCGUCAGCACAGCCGUCUGAAAGUGUUAGUCUGCCGAAUAACCGUUGCAUUGCCGAGCAGCGCAUCCAGAACCUGAAACGCAGGUUUGGCAAGAAUAUGAAAUUUCAUGAUGAAUAUACAUCUUUCCUAAAGGAAAUGAUUGACAAUGAUUAUGCUGAAAUGGUACCAGUGGACCAGCUGAAUCGAAGUGAUGGAGAGCUUUGCUUUGGGAAGCUGAAGGAAUUGGAAGCUGAGGAGCAGGAUGAGUGGCUGCUCCAUGCCGUGGAGUUGGCUGAUACUUCUCAGUCUCUGGUCAUUGCAGUUGUUUCCCAAGCUGUGCCAAAGGUUUCUGAGAUUUCCCCUCGCUAUGGCGGAAGGAAUGGGGCAACCAGACUGACGAUCAGAGGGGAAGGAUUCUCAGGAGAGAAUCAGUUUGAUUACGGAGCAGGAAAUGAAGAGCUGGGCAAUAAGGUGCAGCUGGUGUCACAAAUCAGGUCCAUCCCCUGUGAUGUGGAGAGAGAUUCCAGCCAUGAAAAACAGAUAUUUUGCUACACCAGGCCCCUACCAGUUGACACGUACUCUGUUGUAGUGAAUGUGGAUGGGGUUGAAGCUAACCAGCGGAUCACCUACUAUUUUUCGCAGGUAAGAGAUUAUAAUACCCCAACCAUUGAGGAGAUUUCACCAAAGUCUGGACUGCCAGGCCAACUCAUUACGAUCCGAGGGAAAAUUGUAACUGACGUCUAUAGUAGUAAUGAUCCACUGGACACCAACCAGAAAAACACCAAGAUAUUGAGAGUCUACGCUGGAGGAAUGCUCUGUGAACUUCUUCAUCCGGACUCGGAUAUCUUGUAUGGUGUGAAACGUGACUACACAUCCAGUGAAAGAGGCAUUAUAACAUGUAAAAUGACUGGAACCUAUGUUGGUCACCAUAAUAUGAGCUUCAUUUUGGAUAAUGGCUUUGGAAGGUCUUUGCCUGAUGCGAAAGCUUACUUUGUUUCCUCACUCAAUAAACUCAGCAUGUUUCAAACUUAUGCAGAGGUGACUGGGAUCUACCCGUCUGAAGGGAGUAUGGAAGGAGGCACUCGGCUGACCGUGAAUGGGAGGUUCUUUGAUGAAACGGAUGCCCCAGCCAGAGUUACUGUGGCGGGAGGAAGAGGUUUGAAGUUGGAAACAUGGAAAAAUGGCAACUUGCGUGGCUUGCCAAACUACAAUGAAAGUACCGUGGGAUACAACACAUCUUGGAUAGAGGAGGCCUUUUAUAAAGCCUCCACACCAUGGAGGCCAUCUGUUACGCGUCUAAGUGGGUUCUUCAUUGCUCCGGAGACUGAUAAUUACCGUUUCUAUAUCAAAGGGAGAGGCGUGUUUGAACUUUACUUUAGCUUAACUGGGCCUCCUCAGGACAAGGCUAAAGUUGCCUAUGGCAGUCGGCAGUACUAUUCAUCAUUGUACAGCCACGCCUCUGAUACAAUGCGACUUGAGAAAGGGAAAGGAUAUUACAUGGAAGUGGUACUAGAGGAGAACUCUGAGUUUUCCUUUGUAUCUGUUGGUGCGUACCUGGAAAACACCUCCUACACUGAGCAGCAGACAGGAGAUGCUGUCAACGAAUAUCAGAUGAUUAAGGCAUACUCCCAGGUUGUCCACGAGAAACAGGUUGUAACCUUGGAGAACUGGACAAUUGGAAAUGCGAUCAAUGAAGUUCAACAGGUUACCAUCACCAGUCCAUGCUGGGACUCUGGUUCCUGCUCAUUCCACUGGUACAGGCUCAGCUACAAUGAGGAACACACAGAAUUUCUUCCAGCAGAUGCUUCAGGCAAACAGAUUGAACAGGCUUUAAACGAUCUGUGGUCAAUUAGACCCGAUAACGUGAAAGUGACAAGCACGGCAAUCACCCAAGGUUUUUCCCACACGGUGACCUUCAUAUCCACAAGAGGGGAUUUUGAUUUUCUCCAGCACGAGGUAAUGGGAGGAAGUAACAUCAGCAUUGAAGUGGUAGAACAAGUCCAAGGAAGGCCCAGUAUGGAUACAUUCACAUUGAGGCUGGAGGGGAUCAAUUCCAGACCCCUUCCAUGGGCAGCAACUGUUGAUGAGGUCAAAGUUGCUUUGGAUGAACUGAUGGGAGUGAAGUGUCCUGAACACAUAGCUGGCUACAAGAAUGGUUAUGCAGUCAAGUAUUUCAAUGAUUUUGAAGCAAUGACCUCCCAUAGUGGCCAGGUGACAAUGGAGACAGAUGCGUUCUGUGGACGAUACUCAGUCAAAAACCCCUACUAUCUGUUUCGCUAUGCACAGUCGCACCAGCCAAUCUUGUUAAACGUCUACAAACAGCUUUGCUUUGCAUAUAAAGGAAUUUUGAAAGAUAAUAUUCAGCUGUUGCUGAGUUACAAUGAUAAAAGCCAAACAAUUUCCCGAUAUUUUUGGCUGGAAUACAGAUUUGCUCAAGAGAAUCAGUGGUCCUACACUUGCAUCAAUUUGCUCAGCUCUGUACAGGCUGCAUAUUCCACAGGGACCAACUUCAUGCUAAAAUCAAUCGCACUGUUGAAGAGAUCAAACCAGGAUUACUUUGUGGACACCGUGUAUAUUGGGCAACACGCUACAACCAGCAGUCAGAAAGGUCCUCCAGUGAGAUCUCUCCCACCAUUGAUUGCCAGAGGGAUUCUUAUUAAGCAGUUCAUCGUAACACGAAAUGAAGCCUUGAAUGACAACUCAACCAAUGAAUAUGAGAUAAUCAUGGUUCCCUUCAACUGUAGCUUCAACAUUCCUUUGCUAGAGAUUGGUUUUGCUCAGCUUGAAUCCAACGUCACAAAGAAUGAGGCCACCUUCCAGGGCAUCACUUGGCCCAAGGGGUCCUUGAUAAGAGUGCGGAGAACACAGGCAGCAUCUCCCCCCAUCACCGGCACUCUGGACAUCGAAACCUUCGGCCGACAGUUGAAAGGAUUGCCAGUCAGUGCCUCAGACUUGGAAAUGCAGUACACUUUACAAAGCAUUCCUGAGAUCGGGAGCGUGUCCGUGCAGAGGAGGGGCAGCUGCUCAGGUUGCUACUGGAAUGUGAAGUGGUUGAAGGCUGGAAAACAGCCCAUACUACAGGUUAAUGGUUCAAAUGUUCAAGGAGUCAAUGCGCAAGUUACUGUUUACCAGAAGAAGUCUGGAGGGCUGUUCAGGCAGCGGCUGAUUGGAGACCUGUUCCGUACCCCGCACUCCCUGCCUCAGUGUGAAUACAACCUGCAGCACGGUGAUGAUCAGAACCACUCCGCUGUCAUGACAUUUCCUACCCAACAGGUGCAUGUUUCCAUCAACGGCAUUCCCAGCAACUGCUCCGGAAACUGUGGAUAUAUGUGGAAUUCUGCGAAAACCCCAGUCAUUACAGGCUUCAGCCCAAGCAGAGGUUCGGCUCUUUCAGGCACGGUCCUGACCAUCUCGGGCUACCGGUUCGCCAACAGUUCAAAGACAGACACUACCUGGGUUGUGAUUGGAGAAGCCAAUUGUCCGAUCACGAGAGUAACUGAUACUGAAAUUACUUGUCUGGUUGGCCCAGGCUUCACCACAGUGACCCCACUCACAGUCCACAUCGCCGAGCUUGGCUUUGCAAAACACUCAGGCAACAGGAUGUUUACUUUCACCUAUGAGCUGGAGGUUACCGGCAUUUUUCCUUCUGAGGGCAGUACGGAAGGUGGAACCAUCCUGACAAUAUCCGGCUCCAGCUUCACUCCCGACACUGCAGUGCUGAUUGGAGAGAAAAACUGCACACUCCUUACACAAUUCCUGUUCGAGAUAACCUGCAGAACUCCACCUGUGAGUGGCGCUAUCCUCACCAUUCGCGGGUCAGACUUUGGCAGCAAGUCUGGAGAGAGCCGUGUGUUUAUUGGGAAAUUUGAGUGUCCGAUCCAAGAAUGGUGGACCAACAACAUCACCUGUCAGCUGCCCAACCUCUCCCCAGGGGAGUACACCGUACGGACACAGGCUCCUACCAGCUGUUUUAUGAAUGCUUCCAUUGAAUAUGUCUUGCGUGUAAUAGGAAUGAGCCCCACACUGGGUUCGCUGAAUGGGGGCACAACAAUCACCAUCUCUGGGGCUGGUUUCAGUCCAAAUCUAGAGGAUAAUGAUGUCAAACUCGCACUGGGAGUUGGGUACAGUUGGAAUUCGUCGAACCUUGAGAUCUUUGUUGGAGACACAGUGCAUUGGAUAUGGGAGUCGCCACCUCUCCUCCAAGGCUUGAGGUACCGAGUCUUCAGUGUCUCUAAGCCCAGUGAUGUGAAUUACAAAGGCAAUGGGUUUAUAAGUGGAGAUAUCGGCACUCCAGCAGGUUCGUUCUCCUACCGCUUCACCUCCCCAGGCAUGUUUUUCUACAGCAGUGGUCUCAUUGACCAGAAGGGCACAAUCUUCCUGCAAGGCGUGGUGCAUGUGAGGGCAAUGGAAGAAAGCCCCUUAAAGUUGGGGGUUUUCGUGAUUGGCUUUGAAGCAGAAUAUGCACCUGGAAACAUGGCGACGGUGCAGUCACAGCAGGGGCACAGUGAUAACUGUACAGCAGCCAUCCCCACCUGUAACCAGACAUUGAACAGCACUUCAUACAACGAAGGCUUCACAUUCCUCCUGUCUCCUUGCCACACGCCCAUCAUCAGCAGCAUCACACCUUCCAACGGGACCCUGUUCGACAGAUUAACCAUUGUGGGGACUGGAUUCAGCAACGUCACCUGUGCGAAUGAGGUACGAGUCGGAGAGCGCCCGUGCGUCGUUGAACACAGUACAGAGAGCGAGCUGUUGUGCCGGGUGGAUGCGCAGGGAGAGAUGGAUAUCGGCGUGGCAGCCCUAGUGUCGGUGAAAGUCUACAACCACGGCUCUGCCAUCUCCACUCCAUCGGAUGAAUUCAGCCGGCGCUUCGUCCUGCUCCCUCACGUUGAUGGAGUGAGCCCCAGGCUGGGCUCCACCACAGGCCGCACCAGGAUCACCCUCACCGGCUCCGGCUUCGGACAGGACCCCAGCGCCGUGCAGGUGCAGCUGGCGGCCGUGUCUUGUACAGUGGUGUCGGUGAACUACACGCACAUCUUCUGUGAUUCCUCGCCCUCUAUGGAGACCAAUGGGCCGGUGAGCGUUUGGGUACGAGGGCACCCGGCUGUCUGUCGCGGCUCAUGUGGCUUCACCUACAACACGAGCGUCGCCCCUAUCUUGCAGACCGUGUCCCCGCUAAUCCUGCUCACUGUCUACACCGAGAUCACCAUAAGCGGCCGCGGAUUCGGCAACAGUGCCGAGCUGGUCUUUAUUCUUGUGGGCAACACCAGCUUUAAACCUACUGUUGUUUCGGACAGCAGACUGAACACUACGGUGGGACCGCUGCCCGUGGGCGCACACUCCCUGAGGGUUUUGAUAUCGGACAAGGGUGUUUCCCGCGAGAUGCUUUGGGUCACCACUGCUGCAUCCGCUUCCUUGUUACCAGCUUCAGGAGGCGUAAACGGAGGCACCACAUUGUCCAUCACGGGCAACGGCUUUGUCCCGGGAGAAACCACCGUCCUGGUCGAUGGCUCCCAUUGUAGUAUUCUCACCACCACCCCGGGUGAAGUCCAGUGUGUCACCCCACCCUGUGGUCCAGGCAUCGUCAAUGUAAAGAUUACAGUUCAUUCCACGGUGUACCCGCUCCUCAAGUUCACCUGUAACCAGACGGAGACUCCCACCAUCCUCGCUAUCUCCCCAACCACCGGUGCGAGCGGAACGAGACUCACCAUCGUUGGACGAAGUCUGGGAUCGUUUGCCUCCGAGGUCUCAGUUUCGAUAGAUGGCAUCUUGUGCAGUGUGACCAUGGCUAACGAGAGCUGUGUGGAGUGUACUGUGGGACAUCACGCUGGGGGCACCUACCCAAUUGUCCUGAAACAUGCUACCAGGGGAUAUGCAGUAUCUGCAUUCUUAUUUCAAUACCAACUCAACAUAAUCUCUGUCUUUCCGACUGAAGGCACCUUCGGCGGUGGCCUGCUCCUGACGGUGUGGGGCACUGGAUUCGAUGGAGAGAGGUCGCGGGUGUUCGUAUGCGACGGUGAAUGCAAGGUGGAGCCGUCCACCUCCAACUCCAGCAGCCUCCGCUGCUACCUGCCGCUGAAUAACGGGACUGGACCUCAGCAGGAGUGCAAUGUGACUGUCGCGAACAGUGAAGGUUUAAGCCAACUGCCCAGUGCUUUCACCUACGCUUCAGCUUUGACCCCUGUGGUGACCGGCAUCAUGCCCAGACGAGGCGGCACAGCAGGAGGCACCAAACUGACCAUCAAGGGAACUGGCUUCAGCGUAAAUGAGACUUCUGUUACUAUAGCUGAAGCUGCCUGUGAGAUCCAGUUUGUGAACGACACCUACAUUGUGUGCAUCACUGGGGCACAGUCCCUUUCACAGAAGACCAAAGUCAAGGUUAACGUAGGGGGGAAUGGCAUCGCCAAACUGGACUUUGCAGAUUUCCACUACGUGGACGUGUGGUCAUCACGGUUCACGUGGGGAGGACUGUCUCCCCCUGAGAGAGGCUCACUGGUCAUCAUCACCAAGGGACAGACCAUACUGCUGGACCAAAGCACCCCUGUGUUGAAGAUGCUCCUCAUUCAAGGUGGAGCACUCGUCUUCGAUGAGGCAGAUAUUGAACUCCAGGCUGAAAAUAUUCUCAUCACAGACGGCGGGCUACUCCAGGUGGGAACCAACUCCACUCCCUUCAGCCACAAGGCCAUCAUCACCCUUCACGGCCACCUGCGCUCCAAGGAGCUGCCCCUGUACGGAUCCAAGACGCUGGCAGUUCGAGAGGGAACGUUGGACCUCCAUGGUCUCCCCAUUCCUGUAACCUGGACUCACCUGGCUGAGACAGCGGAGGAAGGUUCUUCCACCAUCAGAUUGCAGAAAGCGGUGACCUGGAGGGCAGGGGACGAGAUUGUCAUUGCAUCAACGGGAGGAAGACACAGCCAGAGGGAGAGUGAGCAGAGGACGAUCGAGGGCGUGUCAACGGACGGGAGGAUGCUCAACCUGACGGAGCCGCUGCGGUAUCGUCACCUGGGCACUGUGCUCUCGCUGUCCGGGGCAACGCUGCAAGCUCGGGCGGAGGUGGGGCUGCUGAGUCGCAAUGUGGUGGUCCGGGGCGCCAUUAACGAAGAAUGGAGCGACAUCAUCGAACGCUGCCCGGAAGAGUUCGACACGGGCGAGUUUGCCACCCAGACCUGCUUCCAGGGACGGCUGGGUGAGGAAAUGGGAAGUGACGAGUACGGAGGCUGCAUCAUGUUCCACUCUCCGAGACCCGACCAUGGGAUGGUGGUGGGCAGAAUUGAAUAUGUUGAGAUCUAUCAUGCGGGGCAAGCCUUCCGACUGGGUCGCUACCCACUGCAUUGGCAUCUGCUGGGUGACCUGUCCUUCCAAUCGUACGUGCGGGGGUGCUCCAUCCACCGGACCUUCAACCGGGCCGUCACCAUCCACGGCACGCACCGGCUGCUGGUGGAAGGUAACGUGGCCUUCAAUAUCAUGGGGGGAGCCUUCUUCCUGGAGGACGGCGCGGAGCGAAACAACGUCCUGCAACACAAUCUGGCCGUGCGGGUUCGCCGGAGCACCAGUCUACUCAACGACGACCUCCGGCCUGCCGCCUUCUGGGUGACCCACCCCGGCAACAUCGUGCGGUACAACGCGGCGGCGGGCGGCACCCACUUCGGCUUCUGGUACCGGCUCCUGCAGUGGCCCGAGGGGGCCUCGCACACACAGGCCUUCAGCCCACGCCGACAGCCCCUCGGCCUCUUCCACCACAACACUGCCCACUCCCUGGGCUGGUUCGGCCUCUGGAUCUUCCCGGACUAUCAGCCCAGGGAGGAGAACGGCUGGCGACCCGAGCCCGCCGCCUUCCGCUCGUUCACCGCCUGGAGCUGCGGCAAGGGGGCCGAGUGGACGAACGGAGGAGCCAUCCAGUUCCACGACUUCCUGCUGGUCGGCAACGAGAAGUCCGGGGCCGAGGCCCAGCGCAUCGAGCGGGGAGCUGUGUCCGGGUGGGGCGAGGCCGGGGGAGCGCUGAUCAGGAACCUAACGGUGGUGGGACACGCCGACGGCCUGGGUCUGCCCCCGGGCUCCUGCACCGAGCGGGGCCUGGUCCUGCCACUGGACCAGGGACUGACCGUGCAGGGGCUCCGGCUGGUAAACUUUGAUCGUUCCGGCUGCGCGGCUCUCGGGCUGACCGGACAUUUCGAUGGAGGUUGGAGCGUGCGGUUCAGUCAAGUCCGCUACUACAACACGUCCAACAAGGCCCAUUUCGGCUGGGAACACCAGGUGAUACUGGAGGACAUGGACGGAUCCCUGGCAGGUGGUGCUGGUUACAAGGUGCUCCCUCACAGUCGGAUCUUGGACCCUGCACACUGCCGGCAGUCAGCAAACUGGAGCAGUGGCUACCCCGGUGUAGUGUGUGACUCCACUGUUACCUUUCAUCGCAUGACUGUGCAAAGCGCCUCGCCUUACGCUCUCUUGUGGCAGCAGCUCAUCCUAUCUAACACUCACGGUGCCAGUGGAUUCAGUGCUCUUUCAUCCUCUGGCUCAGGCUGGAUGGCCCUCGUACCCAACAAUCAAACCAUUAAUUGGCAUUUCAAGCGGGUUGAUCACAUCACCGAGAUCUCCUAUAGAGCCACCUUCUAUCACUUCACGGAGGGCGACCAUGUGGUUGUGUCCCACAACUUCACUCAGCACCCUGACCAUGUCCAGGUCACAGAUCUGCACCGGAAUGCCUCCCUACAGCCCCUGGAUGGGGCCCACAACCAGAAUGGUGACUGGUACUUCGACACAGACAACAUGACCUUGUACUACCUGGAAAAGGGUUCCCCUCAUUGGUCGAGUCUGGACCCAACAAUGGUCAAUAUAAACAUUCACCUUCGUGUAUUCCGCUGCUUUUAUCAGAAGUGUGGGUCGCCUCCGCCAAAAACAUUCAACCACUCAACCUCCCAAUACAGUUUGUGGUCAAACUCUUCCUUCUGGGAAUCCUCUCCGGAAAACAACUUCAUGGUUCCCACAGAAGGUGACAGCGUGGUUGUAGCCAAAGGGGUCUGGCUUCUGAUUGACAUAAUGAUCCCAUCACUUUACAAACUCACCAUAUAUGGCACCUUGGAAAUUAAGGACCUGAAUGAAACGUCGGGCUCCAACUCAUCGUCUUACAUGAACAUUGUCCUCAAUGCUACCUACAUCUCCAUCCAGGGGGGCAGGUUCAUCGCUGGCACGCUGGAGGAACCGUUCCGAGGAGAGCUGCUGAUCGUUUUGCGAGGAGACCACAAGACCCCGGAUUGGCCUUUACCAAACGGGCCCAAUCAGGGUUCGAAGGUGCUGGGUGUGUUUGGCGGACUGGAGCUUCACGGGAUUCCCCACCUGCUCUACAGGACCAAGCUGGGUGUCACAGCACCGGAGGGCUCCCUCAACCUGACGCUGGCAGCCACCGUCGAUUGGCAGGAGGGUGAUCGGAUCCUGGUGACGAGCACCAGCCGCGAUGCCAAGCAGUCGGAAUGUCGGACCAUCCGCUCCGUCUCGCUGGACGGUAGAACUCUGCUGCUGAAUCAGCCUCUCUCCUUCACACACUUGGUGGAGACACAUGAAGUGAAUGGAGGAGCCCGGCGCUACAGCCUGGCAGCAGAUGUUGGCCUCCUGAGUCGAAACAUCAGGAUUGUGGGAGACGAUCAAGACAACUGGCAGGAGCAGAAGUUCGGGGCCCGUGUGUUGAUCAGUUCCUUCUUCUACAACGACUUUGAGGUCAAAGGUUACGCCAGAAUAAAGGAUGUUGAAUUCUACCACAGUGGCCAGAUGGGUUACAUCGAUUACUUCGACCCACGCUACUCUGUGGCCUUUCUCAACCUCGGCCAGGUCGAAAGAAAUGAAUCCUACAUUCAGGGCUGUGCUAUCCACAGUGGAUUUUCUCCCGCCAUUGGGGUAUUUGGAACAGAUGGCCUUAACAUCGAUGACAACAUCAUUUAUAACACCCUGGGGGAAGGUAUCAAGGUGUGGGGGAGCAGGAACCGCGUGAGGAGGAACCUUGUGGUUCUCAGCAAGUCUGCAGUGUUCCACUACUCCUGGACAGCAGCAGUCGAGGUGGACAAAGGCUCUGACACUGUGCUUCAGGAGAACAUAGUUGUGGGCUCUGAGCAGUUGGGUUACCGCAUUAAUGGAGAACCUUGUCCCGGACAACCAAAUCCCGUUGAGCCUUGGACUGAUAACGAGGUCCGUGGAGGCCAGAUUGGUGUUUACAUGAACAAAGGUGGCCUUCCCAACUGCUCCCUUAUCCAAGGAUUCACAGUGUGGCAAUGCCAGGACUAUGGCAUCUACUUCCAGGCAGAAUAUUCAGUGCAAGUCUCCAAUGUGACUCUGGUGGACAAUGGAUUGGGUAUUUUUCCAAUGAUUUACGGACCUCCAGCGCUCUCUCAUCGGAUAUCCAAUAAAACCAUUUACAUUACAAAUGCUUUGGUGGUCGGAGUUAGUCCUGGCUUCAAUUGCUCAGAUGUUCAGCUUGAUAACUCUGCAGGGAGCAGCUGGGGUAAGGACAGUCUCCGUUUCCCUGCUGCAGGAAGGAGUGGAAUCUGCUGGCCAACGUUUGCUUCAGCGAGCAACCAUCCACCUCUCUACACGGUGCUGACGAGCUACCCGGCCAUACAUGGACUGAUGAUGGUGCAGAAUACGACAUUUGUGGGUUUUCGGGGCGUAUGUUCCCAGAAGUUGAACGUCAUGUUUAUCAGCAACCCAAACAAUGAGGACCUGCAGCAUCCAAUCCUGCUGAAGGGGAUCACUGUCGCCCAGAGUGAGGAGCGGGGAAAGGUCUUCAUACACAGGCCUAAUGUCAAGAAAGUCAACCCCAGCGACUGCGUGGACAUGGACUGCGAUGCCAAGAAGAAGACCAUGCUGAAAGAUCUGGACGGCUCAUUCCUGGGAAAAGUGGGAGCAGUCAUCCCACAGUCGGAGUAUGAAUGGAAUGGUGACAAGCGCCGUGGGCUUGGCGAUUACCGGAUCCCAAAGGUCUUGCUGACUUCUCUAAACGGAAGCCGCAUUCCUGUGUCCCAGGUGGCACCACAUAAAGGGAUUAUCCGAGAUUCCUCGUGUACCUAUAUGUCUGACUGGCAAAGCUACAAGUGCUUUGGGCUGAACUAUGAGCUGCUGGUUAUUGAGAGCCUGGACUCUGAUACUGAACACAGGAGAUUGUCACCAGUGGCCGUCCUGUGUGACGGCUAUCUCGACCUCAUCAACGGCCCACAGGACCACGGCUGGUGCUCUGGAUAUACCUGUAAGAAGAGGAUCUCGCUUUUCUUUGGGAUUGUGGCCACCAACAAGUCGUGCGAUGUGUAUUUCACCAGCACCAGCCCUCAGACUCUGCGUCUGCUGCUGCCUGCUGCUGAUGCCAACAGAGCUGUUCGUUUGUCCGUCUACUACUCAUCGCCACAACGUCUGGAUGUGUACGUCAACGGUGCACUGAUCCCUCCAACCAACGCACAGUGGAACAACGAUCACACAGACUACACCCUGAGGGCACCCACCUACACAGGAGAAUUCCUUCCGAGGUUGAAUUCCCCUGUCUCUGGUGCAAACUAUUUUGACAGAAAAUACCAGAUGCUGAAUGUGUUGUUGAGAGGCUCGAUUCCCGUAGAGGUCCACACAGCCCCAACGCUGUUUAUAUCCUUUAAUUUGCCCGCAAUGACAGUGGAUGAAUUUUACGGCCCUGACUUGGCAAACAACCUUGCCCUGUUCCUAGGUGUGCCAGCGAAUAAAAUCCGCAUCACGAAGAUCAUCCGAGAAACGGGGCGUCGUAAAAGGCGGGCCACAGGGAUCACCGUGGAAGUGGAGAUUGGAGAACCUCCAUCGGAGCUAUUGGCAUCAACCAGCAGUAACUCCACUAACACAAGCAGCCCUGCAGCUGACCAUUUGAUCACUUCACAUUAUGCAGGCACUUUGAUGUUCUCUGAUCUGAAGAAAAUUGCCAGCAGUCUCAGUGAGGCCAUGUUGACUGGAAACCUGAGUGCUUCGCUGGGCGUUGAAAUCUCUGACCUGGGUAUCUCCAGCCCAGUGCCAUCUCCAGAUGAUCCAGAAUGGAACCAGGUGGCCUCAGAACCGGUGCAACGGGAAUCAGUGAGUAGGGCCCAUGUAGCAACUGUGGCAGCUCUUGUGGUGGUGACUGAGCCGAUUGCUGGAGAGCCCGGACAGCUGCUCAAGCAGCAACCCUGCAUCAUGGCGGUGGACACUGACGACAACUGUGUGUCAGUGGGAGUUACCCUUUGGGAACUGGAUGUGGUACUGGUGAAUUUCCAAGACGAGGUUGUCACCGGACUCAACGGAACGACGAGGAUCUUGUUCACGGGUUGUUGGGCUAAUUUUACCGACCUCUCCAUUAGCACCAAUGGCACCAGAUACAGGUUGAGGUUUCAGCUGAGGUCGUUUGAAACCCGCUCCAGCACCUUCAUGGUGGGGUCGUCGGAUGAGGGUGAAGAAGAGACUGAAGGCUUUUCCCCCGGACCCAACUCCAGCCCGGACCCUAACUCCAGAAUCAGGAGCGGUAUAAUCGCAGGGGCUGUUUUGGGGGGUCUCCUGCUCUGUGUCAUCAUCUUUGCAGUGGCCUGGAAAAUGGCAGCUCACGGAUACAAGUUCACAUCGAUAACAGGAAGAUGGUCAGAGCGUAGAGUUGGAUCUGUAGCUGAUGCCAGAACAGCCCCGCAUUCUCCCCCGGUGCAUACAUAACUCAAAGACAAUCUGAAAUGGAGAUUGCCAGUUUUCCGUACGGGAGAGAUCCCUGGAUGGGUUAAGUAACGUUGCAAAUGAGAUGCAGCUUGAUUAACUUUUUGAUGAUUUUCCUUUAAAACAAAAUCUUAAAUAAUUUUUAAAUAUUUCUGUAGAUUGGUUUAUGCAUGCAACCAAUCAUAUAUAGAUUAGCAUCACUAAACCCACCUUACUGUAUCAUUUAUAUUAACACCCACUUCCUAUGCUAUGUAGUUUGGAUAGCAGACAGGAUGCAGUGACAACUAACAUGCUACUGUGCUGUUAAGUCUGUUUGUGGAUUAAAGAUGAUCUUAAAUUACA